This is a messenger RNA of Oreochromis aureus, 8014 nucleotides long. It is a transcript of the gene mtss1, whose product is annotated as MTSS I-BAR domain containing 1. Gene Ontology annotation, molecular function: phospholipid binding; actin binding. The transcript is spliced from 14 exons. Lineage: Eukaryota; Metazoa; Chordata; Actinopteri; Cichliformes; Cichlidae. Gene Ontology annotation, cellular component: cytoplasmic side of plasma membrane; actin cytoskeleton. Gene Ontology annotation, biological process: plasma membrane organization; cell projection assembly. The record is from RefSeq and is a predicted model, not a curated record. The coding region runs from base 773 to 3094 and encodes 773 amino acids.
ACUUCGGCUACCUUGAUGCGCAGUUCGCGGACGCGCUCAUUCACUUCAGGUUAGGACUCCCACUGGAGUAAGGAGAGAAGGACGGGGCAACGUCUGUCGUUAAAACUCGCAGGAGGAAAACGUCAAAUCACUCGGAUACACUCCUGGAAACAACGUCUUUCAGACCGUUAAACCUGAGCAGCACACCAGCCGAAAGCCGCGUCGGUUUAUUUUUGGGCCAACGGAUUGAUCCCGGACUGUGUGUGCGCGCGUGUUUUCCUUUGGAUGCACAUACACACACAAACACACGCGCGCGCGCAGUCACACAGGUUGCUAGCGGAGUUAGCCGGGUUUGCUAGCUCGUUGUGGUUAGCUGGGCUUUCCGUCCGCUGGGAGUGAACGCAGAGCGGGGUUAAAGUUUAGAAGUGCCCGACAUUUUCCAGACAGAAAGCUGCUGGUUCAGGCAUGAUGUGCGGGUUUUUCGGAGGUUUGUCAAGUUGGCCGGCUGGUAGCAUCGGCUGACUGAAGCCCAGCAUUAGUACCUCGGAUUGGACUCAUGUGUGUCCCCCCCCUUCUUCCUUUUCCACUGCUGUUUUUAAACAGUUUUUUUUAAAAAGCGGACUUUGCCCUCGGGGUGUUGUAACUCACCUCCCUAUAUUAAAUAAAAGCCUCAACUGAUUCUUCUUUUGGACUUUCUCAAACUUGGCUGGAAGUUUUUUUUCUUUCUCUUCAAGGAGGAGGAAAAAAAAGUUGUUGGGAAGUUGAGAAGGAUUUUUCCAAGCCUGUGGAAAAAAUGGAUGCGGGAAUAGAGAAAGAAUGCAGCGCCUUGGGAGGGCUCUUCCAGCUCAUCAUGAACGACAUGAAGGCCAGUUAUCCUACAUGGGAGGACUUUGUAUCCAAAGGAAAUAAACUGCAGUCACAGCUCAGAACGACCAUCGUGGUGACCGGAGCCUUCCUGGAUGCUUUUCAGAAGGUGGCAGACAUGGCGACCGGAACCAGAGGUGCCACCAAGGAAAUAGGCUCAGCGCUAACCAGGAUGUGUAUGAGACACCGGAGCAUCGAGUCCAAACUUAAACUGUUUACCACGUCCCUCUCAGAAGGUCUCAUCACACCACUGGAGUUGAAAAUGGAGGAGUGGAAAAAAGUGGCCAGUCAGCUGGAUAAAGACCACGCCAAAGAGUACAAGAAGGCCAGAGCAGACAUCAAGAAGAAAUCUUCAGACACCAUCAAACUGCAGAAGAAGGUGAAAAAAGGGAAGGAUGAAGCUCGGGGACAAUUGGACAACGCGCUGCAGGACGUCAAUGUGCGUUACGCUGUGCUGGAGGAGACCGAGAAGCGAGCUGUGUGCAGAGCACUGAUAGAAGAAAGAGCUCGAUACUGUAGUUUUGUCAGCAUGCUGAAGCCUGUGCUGGACCAUGAGAUCAACAUGCUGGGUGAGGUGACACACCUGCAGACCAUUCUGGAAGAUCUGACAAACUUGACAGCUGAACCCAAUAAACUUCCACCAGCCAGCGAGCAGGUGAUCCUGGACCUUAAAGGUUCUGAUUUCAACUACACCUAUCAGACACCUCCAGCUUCUCCCAGUAACACUCUGUCCAGGAAGAGCAGCAUCAGCAGCUACCAGUCAGGAUCAGUGAGACAUGUUCCCUCUUUGGACUCUAUCAGCUGUGCUGUAGAUGGACUACACCUGCAGGAUUCAGUUGGCUCUACCAAUCAGCUGGCCUCUGGGGGAACUGGAGGGGCGGAGAACGGCCUCUUGGCCCCUCCACACAAUGCCUACGUACAUGGAGAGCGAGCUCGCGCCAUGUCUGCAUCUGGAAAGCCUUGUUUGGCCCAGGAUCAGCUGGCAUUGUCACUGGGUGCGUUGAAUUCUGACGCCCCGAGAAGCAGCAGAGACUCUCUGCACUGUUCCAGCGGCUAUAGCACCCAAACCACCACCCCAUCCUGCUCCGAGGACACUAUACACACCCACACUGUAAAGAGAGAUCCUCCUAUCUAUGUCGACUAUGAGUCCAUCUCUCUCCACGGAGACACUGACUCCAUCUCCUUACAUCACCUCUCCCACGGCAACAGCCAGUCAGAUUUCGACAAGUCUUCGACCAUCCCGAGAAACUCUGACCUCAGAUUCCAGUACCGGGAGUUCAUCCACUCCAAGCGUCCCGCCUCUACUGUCAGCCUAUUGGCUGAGUCCGACUUGAGUGGUGGGUCUAACCGGCAGAUGCCGUCCCACACGGCAACCAUCAGGCGCAAACCUUCAUCUAAGCCACCUUAUCGCAGAGGAACAAUCAGUGGUGGGGUUCCCAUCCCCAUCUCCACCCCACAGGUUCCACUCAAAGCCCUCGGCGGAACCAGCGGAAGCGAUGAGAACGUUUUCAAAGUGCCCUCUUCUGUAGGGGUGGGAGGUUUAGGUCACAGUAAACUCUGCACCUCCACCCAGAGCCUUAGUGCUUUACCACCCUCCUCCCCAUACUACCAGAUUGUCCCAGGCCAGAUGCCCAUCCCAGUGCCCGUACCCACUGUUCCUUCGCUGCCAUCUGAGGGAGGGAACAGUGUCAAACAACAGCACCAGAGGCAAUACCAGCAACAUCAGCAAUACAGUCUACCACAGCAACAGCACAACCAGCAAUUCCAGAUUCAACAGUUCCAGCAGCAGCAACAGAUUCAGCAGCAACAGUUCCAGCAGCAGCAACAGAUUCAGCAGCAACAGUUCCAGCAAUGGCAACAACAGCAGCAGUUUCAACAUCAGCAGCAACUGCAGUUCCAACAGCCCCAGAUUCAGCAAGCCCAGCAGCUGCAGCAUCAGCACGAUCAGUAUCAGCUGCAGUUGAACCAGCAGCAGAAACAGAAGCUGUUUCAGCAGCAGCAACAGCAGCACCAGGCCUACACUACUCAGGCAGAGCCCUCCGGUGUGCCCAACAACAUCAACUACCAGCCCCAGGCUCCUCCACCCUGCAGCCAGGACCAAAAGCCUGAGCAGUUCACCCAAGAAGAAGAAGAAGAAGAAGAAGGAGGCAGCAGAAACAUGUUGACCCUUAUUAGAGGAGUAAAGCUCAGAAGGACCAUCACCAAUGAUCGCUCUGCCCCUCUCCUACCCCCUCCAACCAAUCACAAAUGAGGCUGACCAGCAGAUUUUUACUUCUCUGCUUAACUGUUAAGUUUAGUUUGGUUUCUGAAGAGAUAUCAGAGUGUGUCAGCACAGAGAAAACUCAAACACACUUUGAAAGUGUUGACAGAUUGAUUUUUUUCGCUGGAACUCAACAUUGCUUGUUUUAUUUUAUAAAUUUACUUGAUUGCCCUUUUAAAUUUAUGUUUUAAGCAUUUUUGAGACUCUUCUGUUGUUGCAGCAACUGUCUUUUUGCCUUUUUUUUCAUGCAUUUUGAUUGUGGAUAAAGGUUUUGUGUGACUCAGUCUUACAGAAAGAACUUUUGAUUUGAUUAUUUUAGUUGGUACUCACUUCCUGGUCAGAAAAUGUAAUUAGGCAGAACAGGAAGCUGUUAGCAUCUUCGGCCUGGCUGUGUUUGAUUUGCUUUCUGCCUAGUCUCCCAGGAUGGUGGGGUAAUCAGUAGUUCAGUGGACCCACAGUGGUUGAACCAUGAUCGUGGAGUUUCGAAUUUACUGACUCGGGGUCAGUGAUUGUCUGGUGUAUUUGAUCUGAGUAUUUAGUUGGUUUCUGGUAAUCUCAAAGAGCCAAAUGCUAACACUCAUGACUCUGCAUCUGGCUUUAGGUUUAAAUAAGGUAGAACAAGAAAGAGUCUGAGAACACAAGGACUGGGUUUGAGAUAUAUAUAUUUUUUAAGUGGCACAUGGUCUGAGGUCACUUGGUUGCUCUUACCUUAGAGUGGAGAUUUGUGCCACUCCUGGGACUCCAAAUGUUCCCUCUGAACGUGAGAGUUUGUGGAAUACAAUGAAAAAUGUUACUGUGGGGAAAAACUCUGGUUUGCUGUGUAAAUAAGCAUCAAAUUUUUUAGAGCAAAAAUCACAAAUAGACAGCGGUUUGUUGGCAACUUUAUGAGACAACACUGAUGUUUCAGAAGAAGCGGCUUGACAAAUGUGGGUUGCAUUUUUGCUAAACAUAGCUGGCUAUGAUGAACUGAACUGUAGAACAAAACUACCACAGGGACUGAUGGUUUGAAAGUACUUUAUAAGGUAAACGCUGCCAUGUUUCAAGACUUAAGUGAACCCCCUGAGACCACAGAAUAAGAAAUCUUUAGAUUUAUUUACACAGAUAUUUGCAUCAACAAGAAUGCUUUAAACAUCAUUUUUUAAAGAGAUAUUGUGGACAAGAUCCUAUAUGAAUACCAAGAAAUUUUCUUUUGGCAUUUCUUAUUACUUGGUGACCAACAUAUACAUUGAUCCAAAACAACUUUAAAGUAAUUGUUUGUAGUUCUCUUUAUUUCCACUAUUAUUGGAACCCACAGGACCUCUGCAUCAGUUUAUUCUAGUGUCUUCUGUAAAUGCAUGACUGAAUCUGGGUGGUUUGUAGGCCAUGUUAAAAACUGGCUGUUUUUUGUGAACCACCUACUUUAACAUAACUGCAAAGUUUCCCAGCCGCACGAGGAUAUGUAGAGUGAUAAUUCAUGUUAUGCGGUUUUGAAGUCCACUUGAUAAGUGUGCAUAUCCUGGUUACAAUAUUUUAAGGAGUCCUCCUUGUUGUUGUUCCCCUGUAUAGUUAUAAGACAUCAAUGAUGCCGAUUUAAGCACAACUAACAUGUUGGCACGAGGAACAUUGAAUAAUACAGUUUUAUUCACCGGUAGUAAAAGUUAUGCUGAAGUUAUGUUUGAGGGGCAUCAGGAGCAGAUGUAACUUGACAAUUAUUUCGAUAUUUAAAAACAGUUAUAUUAUUAUAUAAAAUGUGAGAAAACCAUAGAAAAUGUCGUUUUUCUAAAUUACUCAGAUUAUAUUAAACUAAGUUAUUUUUUCAGCUCUAGUUACAGGUUUAAAAACAGUUUUUGAGUAUUGACAAAGACCUUGUGAUUUUUCCAUAUUGACUUUUGGAAAAUUCAGAAGCUACUUAUAGCACUAUGCUUUUAUCAUUUAGACACACAAGCGUUUUUCAAAUUAGUUUCUAUAAACAAAGGAUCUGCUAUAUGCAGUGAAGUUUAGGUUUUGCUUGAAGUUUUAAAUUCAACUCCACCCACUGAAAAAUCUCUGAAACAUUUGUUUUAGCUGAUUUACUGUAAUCGGCUUGGAUAAAAUGCUGCGGAGGCUCAAACUGUCGUAACUUUAAAUUAAACAUUUUUUCUACAGAGUUUGGUUGGACUGAAAUAGCUGGUUCUAUUUUUGAUCUUUGUUCCAAUUUGGUAAAAUAUUUACCUCUGCUAAUCUUGACCUUAUAAAUCUUAUAAAUCUCUUUAUUUUAUGUUUUAUUCCCUGUUUUGUUUUUGUUUUGUUUUUUUUAGUUUAUAGUCCUUUAAGUCACACCUCAGAUGUUUUCAGUAAUUAAACAGUUUUGUCUUCUGAUGCACUUCAGUCUAAGGCCAUGAGAAACUGGGGGCGCUCACUUCCUGUGCUUGAACCAGAAAAAUAUAGCAUCAAGUGCAGGUUAAUAAAAGUUGACUAAAGAAAUAAUUUGGAGCUUAGCAUAUUUUACCAUGGCAGCCUCAUUACUUAGGUGUUUCCUGCUAAUACAGCUGCUAAACCGAUGUGUUGCUUCUAAAAGUUGCCCAUCUUCUUCAUUUGUGAGCUGUUAGCAUGUUGGACUCGGAUUGUCCUCAGUUAAAGAUUUGGCGAACUUGAGUGGUUAAAAUAAUUUUUGUUGGAGCAACAGCUGAUUACUUUUAUAAUAAUUUAAUGUCGUAGUUCUUCUUUUGAUUAAUCCAACAAUAAUUUAUAAAAGAUCAGGAAAUGGCACAGAACAGUCAAAUGUCCAAAAUCCAUAAAUGAUCAAAUUACAAUCUUAGAAAUCAAAGAAAAAUUUUUUUUUCUUUUUUUUCUUUUUGUUUUGGGGGGUCUUUAAAAAACAAAACAAAAAAAACCCCGAUUGAUUAAUGGAUUAAUAAUUUUUCCACAUUGUUUUAAUUCUCAGCUCGAAAUUUUACAUUCUAAUAAAAUUUUAUCUCUGAUUCUUAAAACUUAAAAUUUUGGUUUAAAAAGUUUAUAAAACAUGGACGUAGCUUCUAUGUUUAAGUGAAUACCUGCAUUCUCGCUAACAGCCAACAGGGGGGACAAAUGUUGCUAGAAAAAGAAGUCUGUGGACAAACAACCCUACUUCUUACCUAUCUGUGAUCUCCCUUUCCUGAUGAGUUGUUGGGCUCUGUCACUGCUUUGAAUACAACGUUAUUUUCAUUUUAAUUGUUCUCCUAAUUUAGUCUCAUAAAGCAAAGUGAGGUUUAGUUUAAGCUGUGCAGUGUUUCUGGGGUUCUCAGAUUGCCCCCUUGCUCGUGCCAGCAGUGGGUGAUUUCAGAGGCUACAUCCAUCUUUUAUGUACAGUCUGUGCCUAUUGGACAGAAAAUUAUAACAUGAUAGCAAUUAUGAAACUUUCUACCAAAAUUAUACUUGAAACUGCUGAGACGACAUUAAAGCAGGGAAUUUUAAGUUUAUUCAACUGGUAAAUUUUUUAUUUUGGUUCGUAGCUCCUAAUUUGUUUGGUGCGAGAAUCUGGGCCUCAGUAUUUCUAAAGUUCUACUUUGAAGCUGCCUGUCAGAGACCUGCUGCAUGCUGGGAAAUGCAGUCUGCUCUGUGGUCAGCUGGUCCUGGUCAGUUCCUGGAGAGACUUUUGUGUAUUUUAAGAGUUCCUGCAGCUUCAUUCUGAUUCGUCUUUAAGCCUGUCUUUUUGAUUGGACCCAAUGAGCCCCACAGCAGUUGUCUGUAUAUAUUAGUGCUUCUAUUCCUGGGAGAGAUCUAAGUCUAUAAAUCUAUAUAAAGAUGUACGUAUACGUAUCCUGAUUGUACUUUUAUUUUGUUGAUUUAUUAUUGAUCUGAUGACGUGGUUGGAGCUGAUGCUGCCAGUGAUCGUCGAUCAUCAUAUUUGGUUUUUUUGUAGAAAAGCUUUAAAGGAGGAAACCCAGUGAACUUCCAGGUGUUUGAGGAUCUGAUACCUGAUUGGACAUCAGACUGUUAAGCAAAAGGACUGAAAGGACAUCUAGAUGAUAUAAACCAAGAGAAUGUAGACAUGUUCUGUUCUUCAUCUUUUGAUGCUCGCUGUGGGAUCAACAAUAAUAAUAAUAAUAAUAAUGCUGAUGCUGAUUGGUUCUGGUAUUUUUUUUUGUCUGUGUUCUGUUUACUGUACUCUUUACACCUGUAACAGUAUAAAUUUACUGUAGGAGUUUUCUGUUUCUAUAAGAAGUUAAAUAUGCAGAAAACUGAAGGACUGCUGACAGCUUUUCAUAGAGCUGAAACUCUACAAAAAUAAGCAAAUUCUGAUAACUUUGGUCAAACACUGCAAGUAAACAUUCAUCUUUUGUUUUUAUUUUUGUUGUAUUGCAGCUACUUUAUCAUUUACAGUACCAGCCAGCACCUCCUCUAACCGGAGUGCUCUCACAUGAUCCUCUGGGGUGUGAUUUAGGCAUGUGUGGGGCACAAAUACAAAAUCCUCUCCACGGAGUACAGCAAACACACUUAACAGUGUCCUCAAAAGGGACCUUUUACGCUGUUCCUUAUUUUAUGCCAUUUAUAUAUUCUGUUAGUGGGAUGGAUGUUCAUAUUAAACAUGGCCAAAGUUUCAAAUAAAGAGUUCAACAUUUUUACAAGUAAUCACCGAAAGCCAAAAGCUCAAAGUGCUUUAGUUCUUUUCUACUCUUACAACAGUAUGAUGACAUUAACAGCAUAUAUCCCUACUGUGGUCAUCUCAGGACAGAAGCCCCACCCACAUCAGAAGAUAUGUAUCCUAAAGGGGCCCUGUUCUGCCUCACUACAGAAGCGCAACAUGAUUUAUCCUUUAAUGCUCACGCUGCCAUGCAAAAGCAGUGGUACCUGUGCUGCUGUAGGACCAGUGAAGUGGCAGAUGAGUAAAACAGUAAUUAAAGUUUUGUCUUUUAUUGAAUUUAUUGAAAGGAUCCUCAAUAAUCUGAAUGAUGGGCAGAUAGUAAAAAAAAA